Molecule: messenger RNA, 1428 nt
Organism: Malaya genurostris
Lineage: Eukaryota; Metazoa; Arthropoda; Insecta; Diptera; Culicidae
Gene: Phb2
Product: prohibitin-2
Exons: 5
Coding region: 195-1244 (349 amino acids)
Biological process (GO): mitochondrion organization
Cellular component (GO): membrane; mitochondrion
Source: RefSeq, a predicted model, not a curated record
UCAAAAAUACUUCGAAUCUUAAAACCUUUUGAAACUAGAACCAAAUGGAUUGAUUAUUGGUGUGUGGUUGUAAUUUUAUAUUGAGGAUCCUGUUUAUUGCAUUUCAUUGCGACGAAAAGUUUAGGCGUAAUCAUUAUUUCUCGAUUGUAGGCCUUCAACUCACAGUGUUACACAACUAAAGUCGACCGGAAAAAAUGGCUCAAAGUAAACUAAAUGACUUGGCCGGAAAAUUCGGAAAAGGUGGUCCUCCCGGACUGACUACCGGAUUGAAGCUGCUGGCUGGUAUUGGUGCCGCUGUUUAUGGCAUAAACAAUUCCAUGUACACAGUUGAUGGUGGUCAUCGUGCGAUUAUUUUCAACCGAAUCGGGGGAAUCGGUGACGAUAUCUACAGCGAAGGUUUGCACUUCCGGAUUCCAUGGUUCCAGUAUCCGAUUAUCUACGACAUCCGUUCGCGUCCAAGAAAAAUAUCUUCCCCGACUGGCUCGAAAGAUUUGCAAAUGGUUAACAUUUCACUACGUGUUCUGUCUCGUCCAGAUGCCAUUCGUUUGCCGACAAUGUAUCGGCAGCUGGGACUAGACUACGACGAGAAAGUGUUGCCUUCAAUUUGUAACGAAGUGCUGAAGAGUGUGGUAGCCAAGUUUAAUGCCUCACAACUUAUCACCCAGCGCCAGCAGGUCUCGCUACUGAUUCGCCGUGAGUUGGUAGAGCGUGCAAAGGAUUUCAAUAUCAUUCUCGAUGACGUUUCGCUAACAGAACUAAGCUUCGGUAAGGAAUAUACGGCAGCCGUCGAAAGUAAGCAAGUAGCACAGCAAGAAGCGCAACGAGCAUUCUUCUUGGUCGAACGUGCUAAACAGGAACGACAGCAAAAGAUUGUUCAAGCGGAGGGAGAAGCCGAGGCAGCUAAAAUGUUGGGUCUAGCUGUCAGUCAAAAUCCUGGUUAUUUGAAGUUGAGAAAGAUCCGUGCUGCACAAAGCAUUGCUCGAACGAUCGCCAAUUCGCAGAAUCGUGUCUACCUCUCCGCCAACAGCUUGAUGUUGAACAUUUCGGACGCUGAGUUUGACGAUAUGUCCAAGAAAGUGUCAAAUAAGAGCCAAAUCCGUUCCUACCGUCCAAUGUAUAUUCCGAAAACCUCGUCUCACGAAAGAAAAGCGGCAGUUAGUAGUGGUGAUCCCAAGGAACACGAUACCAGCCUAAUUUCGAUAAUUGCUGAAGCAACUGCGGAACGGAUAAAUGGCAAUCUCUAGGAACUUACAUUUUUCAGACUUCGUAUUCAGCUCCGAGUACGAGGUAUAUAUUACUUAGUUACACGUGGCAUUUAAUUUACAAUUUGAUAUUCGAUGCUAGUAAUAGUAUAGUUUGUGCCGUAACGUAGUUGUUACGCGGAAAGGUUAUAAAAAUACUAAGUUCACAAAUAUAUCAUAUAUUAGA